GUGGCUUAGUAUUGAACUUGAAUCGCCUACAGGAAAACUGGAUUUGUUUUUAGAAUUUUAGAUUUGUUUUGUUCGGAACGAUGUGCUCAAAAGUAUCGUAGGGUUCAGACCUAUCAAAUCAAAUUUGACUUCAUCAUAAUAAGACGCGCAAAAGUUCUUGAAAUUUUAGCAGAAUCAUCCACUUGCUUUGUAGUUUGUGCUCCAUCUCAGCUGUUUGGAGGUGACUGACGUUCGAACAAUCAACUUAUCAACCUUCUUGACGUACUGCCUACAAAGCCAAAAGUUCGUACGGGUUGAAGAAAAACGUUUGAGAAAUAAUCUUGUUUGAUUUACAUGAAAGUGUGAGUUUUAAAGUGUCUUCGAUCUAGAAAUAUGAGUGAAUUGAGCCAAGAAGAGAUACGCAGAAGACGAAUAGCAAGAUUAGCUGCUUUGGAAAGGGCAUGUCCUACUUCACCCUCACCUCAGUCAACACCUAUUUCUCAAUCCCCAAUAAACUCACAACGAGCCCUUAGUGUAGAGCCCUUCGAUGAGCCAAAACCUACUGAUGAUAUUCAUGCUGUGGAAGAAAAGACGAACGAAGAAAACUCGUCAAACAGUGAAGGAAUGCGAACAAGCGAUGGGGUAUUUCAAAUUCCAAGCAAACCCAUAGACGUUCCUUGCACUACUAGGCAGAGAUCUAGACCUCCACCUCAAAGGAGCGACUCUGAUACCAGCUCCACCCACAUGGAAGUCGACGAGUGUAUCGGUUCCAGCGAUAAAAUAGGGGGAGCUAAUACAGACAUCGAUUCUGGAUUCGAAAACAUGGAAGUCGAUGAAGGAGAUGUCAAAAGGGAAAGGAAGCGAGCGGGUUCGCUGGAGAUGACGGACGAACAGCUCCACAACACCGUGGCAAGGAUACUGGGCGCCACCUACAGGCAAGAGGUGAAAUCACGACUGUAUCUGCCGCAGACGGCGGAAAUGUUAGCGCAGUCGCAGAACCCCCGAGUGCCUGAACUGAUCUCCAGUUCCAUCAUGGAGGUGUUAGUCAGGAUCAGGGAGGGGGAAGACCCCUUUCAAGAAGUCAUGAUGGAAUUUAACGCUGAUAACGGUGAAUGCGGCAGUAUGAAGUCUUUCUCUGCUAGUCCCACUUUGAACUUGAGUCCUUCUCCAAGCCCUGUAAGCAGUUGCCCCAUCGCGGUGACGCCCCUUCAAGGCAGCUAUUGCAACGAUGGUACCCGCACAGGCAAGGCACUCAAUUUUCUGUUGGACUCUUAUUCGAGGGUCGGCAUCGAAGAGAGAAAUCACCCGAGAAAAUCCAGUAUUCCUCCUCUGAACGCAGUUUUGGCUGAACUUAGAGCACAAUUGGUUCAAUACGCUAGUUUGUUGCUGCAGGGUAUCAUCAUUCCGAUUGAAGAAAAAUCAACGCAUGGCGUCAAAUCGCCGUUAUUCAAGUCUCUGAUGGAUCAAACGUUGCCCCGCGGUUUUCUUUCGGAAUUGGUGGCAAGCAUCCAUACAGAUGAAAAUAUGAUGUCUGUGAUAUUCGGACCGAUACUUCAAGGUUUGUUUGAAGUAAUGCAAGACGCCAGCAUGGUGGACGAUAAGCAUCGCGGACCAAUACAGACGCUGCUGGAACUGGCGGAGCUCAGAUUCACCAAUAGGCCCUUCUGCAGUUUCAUAACGAAGCAGCCCCAGUUCAUGCCGGACAUAUGCACACCGAUACCCGGCAGAGAAAUUAGUUGCACUUCGUUCUUAGCUCCAUUCUUGUCGGUUUCGGUAUUUGACGAAGAUGAGCCAUUGAUAGCCGAGAAGUUUUUCUCCGGGAAUUCGCAAACGGACAAAUCCGUCAACCAGACGCUACAGCUCGAAUUGGAGAACACGAGAACAAGUUUAUACCGGAUUUUUCACUGCCUAUUGGCCAACAUGGAAAGCAGGGAUCCUACAUUGAACUACAUCGCUUUCGUACUGAAGUGCAACGAAAAACGAUCUCAGAUGCAGGCCAAUGAGGGAGCUCUGGCAGGGGACGGGUUCAUGGUGAACCUACAAACCAUACUUCAGAUGCUGUCGGUCAAGAUCAAGCUAGACAAGAUAGAUCCCUUAUAUCCCUUCCAUCCGGAGACCAUGGUCAACAUCAAGAACGAGACCAGGAUUAAGUUCACCUCUCAGGAAGUAGAUAAUUGGUUGGAAAGCUCAAAGGACUCGAUAAAGUUCCAACCGCCGAACUUCUCGACAAUCUGUUGGUUCCUCACCUUACACUGCCAUCAUUUGUCUUUGCUGCCGGCCCUCCAGAAGUACCAGAGACUCUUGAAGUCAAUCAGAGAGUUGCAGAAACUAGUUGACGAAAAGGUAGCGACUGAAGCGCAAUGGAAGAAUACACCCCAAGCUCACCACAACAAGAUACUAAUAAAGAGGUGGAAGUUGGAACUGAAAAAGAUGAAUAAUUCUAAGCUGUGUGCUGAUGCUGGACUCCUAGAUAAAGGUUUAAUGAGGAGAACAUUGAUUUUCUACACUUCUGUGGCUGAAUAUCUUCUGAUGUUGAUGAACAAGGAUGAUGCUGAGAGCAGUGCUGUGUUUUCAGCUCUACCCGAGUGGUACAUUGAAGAUAUUGCAGAGUUUCUCUUGUUCACCUUACAGUCAAUGCCGUCAGUGGUAGCCGACAACAUGGAGAACACGAUGAUCACCUGGCUGCUCGUGUGCAUCUGCAAGUCUUCCAUGAUCAAGAACCCCUAUCUGGUGGCUAAGAUCGUCGAGGUUGUCUUCGUAAUCAGCCCCUCCAUACAUCCGCGUUGCGAAAACUUGCAUUCGCGACUGAUGCACCAUCCCCUGUCGCAGGACACGCUCCCCAGUGCACUCAUGAAAUUUUACACUGACGUCGAAACCACCGGUUCAAGUUCCGAGUUUUAUGACAAAUUCUCGAUCAGGUAUCACAUCAGCUUGAUCAUCAAAGGUAUGUGGGACUCGCCAGUACACCGUCAAGCCCUAGUAAACGAAUCGAGAAACGGCAAACAGUUUGUACGAUUUGUGAACAUGCUGAUGAACGAUACCACAUUUCUGUUGGAUGAAUCACUGGAGAGCCUGAAACGUGUACAUAAGAUACAGGAACUGAUGAACGAUGAAGCCAGAUGGUCGAAAUUGACCUCGGAACAACAACAGAGCCGGACCAGGCAACUUGCAGCGGACGAACGACAGUGCAGAUCUUACCUAACGUUGGGCAGGGAAACUGUCGACAUGUUCCAUUACCUCACCAUCGAUAUCAAGGAACCUUUUCUCCGUCCUGAACUGGUUGACAGGUUGGCCUCCAUGCUCAACUUCAACCUGCAACAGUUGUGCGGUCCAAAAUGUAAAAAUUUAAAGGUUAAGAAUCCCGAAAAGUACGGUUGGGAACCGAGAAGACUGCUGAGUCAACUAGUUGACAUCUACCUCCAUCUAGACUGUGAUAAAUUUGCAUCAGCCCUUGCCGGUGAUGAAAGAUCGUUCAGAAAAGAGCUUUUCGAUGACGCUGUAGUAAGGCUGCAGAGGAUAGGAAUCAAGUCGACAACGGAAAUAGAACAGUUUCAAGCUUUGGCGGAGAAAGCUCAUAAAGCCUGGGUGAACAAUCAGAAAACGGAUGAUUGGAUGUCGGACGCCCCGGAAGAAUUCAAAGAUCCUCUUAUGGACACCCUGAUGACUGAUCCUGUUCGUUUGCCGAGCGGGCAAGUUAUGGAUAGGGCGGUAAUCAUGAGACACCUGUUGAACAGCAAUACGGAUCCUUUCAAUAGGCAACCUCUAACUGAAGAGAUGUUAGUCCCUGCUCUGGACCUGAAAGAAAGGAUCACGAACUGGAGAUCCAAAAAAGCCAGAUCGUCUUCAAACUAAUAAUUCUUUAAGUUAUAUCUGAAUUGUAAUUAUUUUUAUAUGCGAAUAAAUCAUGUAUGUAGAUAUUUGAUGUAGGCCUGAAUAUCUCGGAAUCAAAUAUUUCAUUAAUUUCGACAAGGUAAAUAUCAAUUCAUUCUUUAAAACAAAGGCUGAUUUUGAUAUAGAGGAUCUCUUUAUUCUUAAGUUGUGCUGCUACGGAAACUUAGAAACAGGAAGAACUGCCAUAGUGAUGUAAUGGAAAUAGACGAUUUUUGCUUUUCGAAUAGUUAAUUCUAAUCUGAAUUGCCAACGUUCUUUUUGUAUAUAAAGAUUGACUAGUUGUAUAUUUAGAAACUUGGAGAUUGAUUAUAUUCUUAGGUUUAAGGUAAAGGAUAAAUUUGUCUUUUUCUGGUUACGUUGACUCAAUAUUAUUUGCCAGGAAAAGUCGAGUUUCAGUCUGAACAAGAAUUUUUUAUAUGAAACUAAAUUGUAUUUGUGGUCUAAUAGAAUUUUUACUUGAA
This is a messenger RNA of Coccinella septempunctata (seven-spotted ladybird), 4331 nucleotides long. RefSeq names its product ubiquitin conjugation factor E4 B (gene Ube4B). Gene Ontology annotation, cellular component: nucleus; cytoplasm; ubiquitin ligase complex. Gene Ontology annotation, biological process: protein polyubiquitination. The coding region runs from base 373 to 3831 and encodes 1152 amino acids. The transcript has 15 exons. Lineage: Eukaryota; Metazoa; Arthropoda; Insecta; Coleoptera; Coccinellidae. The record is from RefSeq and is a predicted model, not a curated record. Gene Ontology annotation, molecular function: ubiquitin-ubiquitin ligase activity.